AUGGAGGUGAACAACGACGACAUGGACUCAUUGUCCGAUUCGUCGGAUUGGUCGUCAUCCGACGAUUCGGACAUUGAGGAGUUGUUGCAAGACGACGACGUCGAGAUAAUGAGUCUCCUCGUCGACGUGCAAGCGUUUGAAGACCGCGUGAAGCUUAUGGAUCAGAGGAGAGGGUCGAAGAUGGGGCGACUCACCAUCUACCGGAACCGCGCUCUCGGACACGGGCAUUUGAUGCAAGAGUACUUUGCGGAGGCUCACGCGCACGGGAGCAGAGGAGGGCAGUCAGGCAGGGGAGGGUGGGGCCGGCCCGCCCGCGCCUCCACCCCACCCCACCCCCACCCGCUGACUCCGCCUUCCCCUUCCCCCUCCCCCCUCCUCCGCUCCGAUUUUAAAUUUCGAAACCCUCCUCCCCCCUUAAACCUCGCCUCCUCUGCCUGCCUGCCACUGGGCGCCCGCAGGCCUGCAGCAGCACGCACGCGCACGCGCACGCAAUCGGCUCCUCGCGAGGCGUAUGAAACCUCGCAUCCGCGGCUCCAAGGCUCGGCGCUCGGCGAGGGAGGCGCGGUGAGGAGGACGCGGAUGGGGUGCCUGUUCGACUGCUUCCGCGCGGCCGGCGGCGAGCCGCGCGCCGGCCGCGCCCGCGCCCAGCUCGUCUCCUCCGCCGUCGCCCCGUCCGCCAACCCCAAGGUCGGCGAGAGGAGGGCGGCGCCGUCCAGGAACGCGCUGUCCGCCGUGUUCCUGCGCGAAGAUGAGGGAUCGCAGGCCACGAGCUCGGGGUCGGACCGGGACGCAGAGAGGACGACGGUGGAUCCGGAGCUCACGCGCGAGGAGGCCAAUUUCCCCAAAAAUGGUGGUGCACUGUCGGAAACUUCAAAUGAAAUCGUUCAAGGGCCUGAAAGCACGGAUUCAGCUUUUCAGAGCGCAGCACAUUCAGCACUGCUAACUGCCUUGCCUGAAAACAUGAAUUUAAUGGAAGUACUGAAGGCUGAUGAAUGCCAAACUCCUUCAGGGUCUCAUCAAAGCUCCUAUGUACCAGAUGCCACAAGCUCUUCUCGGAAUGGUUGCGAUGCAUCAAACCAGCAUGAUACUGAACCUGUGAGCAAGAGCACAGAUUCUGACGGUGUGACUAAUGAGCCUGUGGUUGACUGUAAGAUCAAGUUAACCACCUUAGAUUCAUGCUCGGUCGCCAGUAAUGAUUAUAUCUAUCUGGAUGGAUCCAAGUCUUCACCCUUUUCAACUCCUUCCAAAGUGAAUGCUGGGAUACAUACUCCAGUUAACACUCAAGUACCUAAUUUGGAAGAGUUGACAGACGAGAACCGUACUAGGGCUUGUUUGCAUAAUUUGCACGAAGCUCUGAAUUCCCCUGGAGAUUUUGAACGUUGUGGAGUGUACAGAGAAGAUCCCUGCCAGCCUAAUAUAUCUGAUGAGGAUAUCAAGGGUGCAAAGAAUGGCAGUCUGGAUUUGGUUGAAACUUCAAUAUCUGAUGAAUGUUCCCUGUUCCAGAACUCUGAGGGUUCUGUAUCAUCGUGUAACAAGACAAGUGAUAGCACAUCUUUUGUGGAGAAAUGCCAGGCCACUGAUGUAACAGUUCAUAGCAGCAGAAAGAAGGUGAUUACAACAAAUAGCGGUUCAGAUGUGGAAUUCCCAAGCUUGUCCCAGUGGUUGAAGCCUCCAAGUUAUAGAAAGGCGAUCAGAGAUGAAAGCGGUACAAGUGACACAUUUAAUUCUGCUAAGAGUUCUGAAGAGGAUAGACCUAUCAUUGGAAUGGUUGCGGCUCACUGGAAAUCUGAAGAGCCAGAUAAUUUUACCCCUAAAUGGUGGGAUGGAAAUGGCAUUCCCAACUCAACAAAUAAGUACAAAGAAGAUCAGAAGGUUAGUUGGCAUGCGAUGUCAUUCGAGGAGAGGCUUGAAAAGGCUUUAUCUGAAGAGAAGCAGAUUUCCCAAAGGAAAUGCUCCAGUGGAAACACAUCUCACUUUUCAGGUGUAGAAGCUGAGGAGAGUGAUACUGCUGCAUCUAACCAUCUACGCGUUGCUGCCUUUACAUGAUACCUUGGUCUGCGAAGAGUUAUGAAGCUUCGAAGUAAUUUGGCUUUUUGCUGCCACAUUCCUAAUGGCUUCUGCACAGUUUUGUUAACCUCUACUGUCCUCCAGUAUGUAGCUUCUAGAAGCGAUCGUUCUAUCAACUGCUUUAUAUUAAAGGACUAAUGUUCCUAGUUCCAAGACAAAUCAACAUUGUUGAUUUCAAAUAUAAUUGACAUCAAGAUUCUUAACUAGUA
Messenger RNA from Hordeum vulgare subsp. vulgare (domesticated barley), 2276 nucleotides. Its product is annotated as protein JASON-like. The coding region runs from base 1 to 2046 and encodes 681 amino acids. NCBI's taxonomy places the organism in Eukaryota, Viridiplantae, Streptophyta, Magnoliopsida, Poales, Poaceae. Gene Ontology annotation, biological process: male meiosis II. The record is from RefSeq and is a predicted model, not a curated record. The transcript has 8 exons.